This is a messenger RNA of Protopterus annectens (West African lungfish), 3438 nucleotides long. RefSeq names its product fibroblast growth factor 10 (gene FGF10). Gene Ontology annotation, biological process: positive regulation of epithelial cell proliferation; fibroblast growth factor receptor signaling pathway; positive chemotaxis. The record is from RefSeq and is a predicted model, not a curated record. NCBI's taxonomy places the organism in Eukaryota, Metazoa, Chordata, Ceratodontiformes, Protopteridae. The coding region runs from base 1449 to 2042 and encodes 197 amino acids. Gene Ontology annotation, molecular function: type 2 fibroblast growth factor receptor binding; chemoattractant activity; growth factor activity. Gene Ontology annotation, cellular component: cytoplasm. The transcript has 5 exons.
CAUUUUCUUGUUGUAUGCUAAUGUAAAUGUGCAUGUUUCAUUGAAAUUUUGGCUUCAGCUACUUUGGUGAGCUUCAGUUUAUUGGAGGGCUGUUAAAACACAGGAAGGAGUAUCAAAGAGGUUCCGUUGUUUAGUGACACUAAUGAUAUCCAGAUCUGAGAGCUAAACCACUGUGAUCUUCCUUAUCCAUUGCCCUGAAGGAAAAGUACUUCUCAUAAUUGCAUCCAAUACCAUCAUAAAGUAAGCAGCAGCUAACGAUGCACUGAGAAAUCAAUGAACUUCAAACUGCUUCUUCCCUUACCAUCCUGUGAAGAACUACUUACAACCUCAGGGACUGCAAGACUUUAUGAGUGACGAUAAAUCUGACUUGCCUUAAAGAAAGAACAGGAUGAUGUGUGAAGUAAUUAUUUCAGCAGCGGAAGCAAAAAGUAAAAUGAAUCAUUAAAUUAGGACCUCCUUGAAAGCUGGCAAAGAUUAAGAAAAGGAAUCUAAUUAUGUUUGUUACUGUUCCUGACCAGCAUAUAAUCUGCUUUGCAGGACUUGUCUGCAGGGUUUCCCCUUCACAUGCAGAGGAAAAAGUCAGCAAGCAACAAGCUCCAGGUGGCUCUCGAGUACUUCCCUGCCAGAAAAGCCUACGCUGCAAAACUUCUCCAAAAGGGGCACCAUAAAGGAAACUAUAUCAGUACAGAAGACAGCAAGAUUAUGUAUGUUCAGUGAGUGUUGGUGGUCAGUGGUUAUAACAAAAGGAGAAAAACUGCAACAUGUUGUUAGAGAUGAAUUUGGCAGAAAACAUAUUUUAGCCAGUGAUGAGAGCUGCUGCAGAAGGAAUUAUUUUUUUACUGGUUUCAGAUGUCCACCGCUGCUUGACCCCUGCAAUGAGUUGCCCACCACUCUAGGCACAUCCCACCUCUGUUUUGUAAUCAGUGACAUUAUUCUGUAAACGCAAACCUGCUUGCAGCCCAACAGAACACUAUUUCUGCCUGUUCAAAAGACAACCUGCCUACAUAUCCUGACAUUAACUGAAGAGUUCACAGCUGGCGUGUGUGCUGUAAAGGAAGACUAUGAUAACAGAAACCUAUUUCAUGCACAUGUACCUUUAUUUAGAUGUAACCAUUGCUUAACUCAGAACUAUUUCACAUAAUGUACUUUGGAGAAAGAGACAAUUACAAGAAAACACACUAAAUGCCAUCAGAUCAUCAAUUAAAAGGGAAAGAAAAAAAUCCAAAGUUACUACAUGAAGCUUUAAGAAGACUUGUGAAGUGAAGAGGUAACACUUUACUGGUGGUUUGUCACCCAAGUAAUGGAUAUUGAUGAAGUGGAAUCAAAUGGUAGCAGAGUCUACAGAAAAGCACUCAGACAAAAAGUCUCCUGUCAGCUCUUAACUGUUCUUAUUAUUCCAGUAUGUUUGUUUUUAUGAAACUUUUUUUACUGCAGAGAGCUUCAGUACAAUGUGGAAAUGGAUACUGACAAAUGGUGCCUUAACCUUUUCACACCUGUUCUGUUUUUUACUGCUCUCACUUGUCUACUGUUUAUCGGCUACCUGCAAUGACACACCAAGGGACAUGUUAUCAUCGGAGGUCACCAACUCUUCAUCUUUCACUGCUGGGAGGCAUGUGCGUAGUAGUUACCGACAUCUUCAGGGAGAUGUGCGGACGAGGAAGCUUUUCUCUUACACAAAGUACUUUCUCAAGAUUAAUAAGAAAGGCAAAGUCAGAGGCACAAAAAAGGAAAACUGCCCAUACAGUAUACUGGAGAUAGCAUCUGUUAAAGUCGGCGUGGUGGCAAUUAGAGGCGUACACAGUAAUCACUACUUAGCGAUGGACAAAACAGGAAACGUGUAUGGCUCAAAAACAUUUAAUGAUGACUGCAAACUGGAGGAAAGAAUUGAAGAAAAUGGAUACAACACCUAUGCCUCCCUGAAAUGGAAACACAAUGGGAAAGAAAUGUUUGUGGCAUUAACCAGAAAAGGGAAACCCAAGUCAGGGAAGACAACAAACAGAACUAACAUAACAGCUCACUUCCUUCCUAUGCCAGUUCAUUAGAACACUACUAAAGUGAAAUUGGCACUACUAGUCCUAUGCAGAAAGAGUGUUCAAGGCAUUAACUUUCCCUUAACAUUUUUGUGAAUUGGACACAACGUCAAAGAAAAAUAUCUUCAAAGCUAGUUUGUGAGAAUGGCAGAAAAAGUGCAUAAUGCGAAUUGGGAUUGAUAUUCAAAAUGGAAUACUUGUUCUUUCCUGUUAGAGAGAUAUCUGCAGUGUAAAAUGUAUAACUGUCUACAAGGAACAUUGAGCCUGUUUGGACUACACUAAUUGCCUGAAGAAAGGUAUUAUUUAUGGAAAAAUAACAGCUAUCAAAGACAAUCAUUGCUCACUCAUGUGCAAUGAUCCAGUGAGCACUGAGAUGUUCAAACAUUUAUUGGAAGCACUUGGAUAAUAUGUAGGAACAAAGGAAUAUGGAAUGACAUGGUAGAAGACCAAAUCAGAUUUAGUAACAUGAAAUUAGAUGAAUAAAGUUGCUCUUGCAAAAUGAAUAUUGUAGAAUGUAUCUGGUUUCAUUUUGUGGUAUUCUUUUUGUAAGUUAUUUACUUCUUCUGAUACUGAAUAAUAUCUAUAUUUUAUGUAUCCCCUGAAAAGUAUUUCGCAAUCUUAAGUCAUUUAGAACGUUUAAUCCCCAACCACACAUUUUCCAAUAAAAUAUAUGUUUAGUAAGAUUAGUACUGCAGAACUAUGUUGUACAUUCAUUAGCAGCACUAUUGUAAGGCUAUACAUAAAAAUUAUUUAUGUUCACCCAUUUGCAUAUUGUAUUCUACCAAUGCUCUUAUUUAGACUUAACUGCAGUAAGUAUCUGAGGAUUUUAAAUAAAGCUGCAUAUUACAUAAUUGCACAAAGUGUGAAUAAUCUAUCUACUUUGAUAACAUGUAUGUUCAUUUUGUAAGAGCAAGUAAAACACCAGAUGCAUUACAAAGCAGUCUGCAGUCUUCAUGUUAUAUUCCAUUAUGCAAACUGCAUUAAGCCUGCUUUCACGGUGACUUUAGAAGUAUCUGUUCCAAGUAGUACUACUGUAGGAUAAUAAUAAUAAUAUUAUUUUGUUCUGAAUAUGUUAUGUGAUAACUCAGUGAGGUUAUAUUGAUGAUGUUGUUUAUCUUCUCUUUUCUUGUGAAUAAGUCUGAAGUAUUUUUAUUGUUUAAGCUGUAUUUUUGGAAAACACAGAGACUUGCUGACACUGUAUGUCAGUUUUAUUGAAGUUUAACCUAUAUAUCUGCUGGUAUUUUUGGGAUCUUCUUAUAAAUUAUUUGAGUCACUAUUUAGCCAGCACUUCCAAAGUUAAUCUGUUAUUUAAUUAAUAGCUGUACAAAAUAUACUUUUUUCUUUGAAAUACAGGAUGAUACAACUCUUCUUGUUUUGUUAAAUAAAGUUUGAAUUUCUUAAAUAUUUA